UUGAGAUCUGAGACUCGGAGCCUGGGCGGGGAUCCGUGGCAUCUUUCAGAGGAUACGAGGGCCGUUUCAUUCUGGGCGGGGGUCAUAUUCUCGGGAAGCGGAGCCAUCCCGUACACCCACCAACCCCAAAUGGGUCUUGGGGCCGUGGUCCCUCUCUAGGAACCUCGGAAAAUCUGGCCACCCUGCGCCUCUCAGGUGCAGAAAGCCAGAUUUCCCCAGACAGCGAGAAAGAUUGAUGAUUUUCCAUUCAUCCGGGGAAUGUGAGGGUAGAACCUGUGCCAGACGUGAGGACUAGACGGGUGGUCAAAGCCCUUCUUGACCUCCCGACCCCCUACGAGGACCCGGACUCACGCUGCACAUUCCUCCUGGGGGAGGGGCGGCGGUGCAGUCACGCGCACAUCUCACUUGCGUUCACACACGCGUAAGGCUCACGCUCUCCGCCCCGCACACCUGCGCUCCGCCCCUUGGUCCCGGGCCCAAGACACGAGUAGGCAUUUGGGAACCCAAGACGGUUUCGGAGGCGCCCCCAUCCCCUUCAUUUCCCGGGCCAGAGUGGUCCGGAGCCUGUCUCGGCUCCCAACCGGCCCACAUCCUCCGCCAUCCUUCCCUCCCCCCGUCUGCCGCGGCACCGGUAUCCGCAGCCACCAGCCCGGAGCCGGUGAGGCGGCAAAGGGGGGAGGGGGAGGAAGCAAGGGAUGAGCUCCGGGAGGGCGUCGGGGGCCCUGAGCCGGACGAGGACGCCCCUGGAGCCGGGACCCGAGCCGGAGCCGGAGCCGGAGCCUGAGACAGAACCAAAUCACCGGUACCGGGUGGGCCAGGUGCUGCAGCCCACUAAACCCAGGAGGCGCCCUGGCCCGUGCUCGCCCCCCAGGGCCUCAUGUCGGAACCACAGCCUGGCCUGGAGCCGCCCCAACAUGGGCUGUACAUGCUCUUCCUGCUUGUGCUGGUCUUCUUCCUCAUGGGCCUUGUAGGCUUCAUGAUCUGCCACGUGCUCAAGAAGAAAGGCUACCGCUGCCGCACGUCUAGAGGCUCAGAGCCUGAUGAUGCCCAGCUCCAGCCCCCUGAAGACGAUGACGUGAAUGAGGACACAGUAGAGAGGAUUGUUCGCUGCAUCAUCCAAAAUGAAGCCAAUGCUGAGGCCUUGAAGGAGAUGCUAGGGGACAGUGAAGGAGAAGGGACGGUGCAGCUCUCCAGUGUGGAUGCCACCUCCAGCCUGCAGGACGGAGCCCCUUCCCAUCAUCACACAGUGCAUCUUGGCUCUGCAGCUCCCUGCAUUCACUGCAGCCGCAGCAAGAGGCCCCCACUUGUCCGUCAGGGUCGUUCUAAGGAAGGAAAAGGCCGCCCCAGACCUGGAGAGACCACUGUAUUCUCAGUGGGCAGAUUCCGAGUGACACACAUCGAGAAGCGCUAUGGCCUACACGAACAUCGUGAUGGUUCCCCUAUAGACAGAAGCUGGGGCUCUGGUGGGGUUCAGGAACCAGGGGGUAGUCAGGCAGCUGGGGGAGGGCAGCCUAGGGUAGGGUCCGCUGCCACUGAGAGGCUGCUCCCCGAGGCACCACCCUCCCAGGCCGCAGCCACCCACCCAGUGCAGAACGGAGGACUCAAGGAUGUCAGCCUAGUCCCUUGUACACUUGAGGGGACCCCUGGAACCUCUGCAGAACUGAACUUGAGCACUAGAGGGAGAGGCCCAAGCCCAGGGCUGCCUAGUCAAGAGGCAAAUGGACAGCCAACCAAACUGGACACCUCAGGUCAGGAGGAGUGUCUACCACCAGAAGCAGGGGGUAUGUGAGGCGAGUCUCCCUGAGCUCAAGAUCAGACUUGGUCUUCACUGUGCCGGUGGAUUACCAGCAGGCAUUGCCAGGGUAUGGAUAGCCAUGAAG
This is a messenger RNA of Psammomys obesus (fat sand rat), 1880 nucleotides long. It is a transcript of the gene Rell2, whose product is annotated as RELT like 2. Lineage: Eukaryota; Metazoa; Chordata; Mammalia; Rodentia; Muridae. The transcript is spliced from 8 exons. The record is from RefSeq and is a predicted model, not a curated record. Gene Ontology annotation, biological process: positive regulation of p38MAPK cascade; positive regulation of cell-substrate adhesion. Bases 878 to 1789 code for a protein of 303 amino acids.